CUUUGCUUAACAUUCACACUUCUCUUCAAACUAGAAACCAUAGAAUCUCAACUUAUCCAUUACCUUAAACAACUAUUACAACAUCACACAUUAAUUAAUGUUCACAAUGACCAAAGUUGCCUUGAUUUUUCUCAUGUUAACACAGAUCUUCUUGGUAGCCAUGGCACAUGAGGUGUACUCUGAGGCACCAUUGGAGCUCAAAAAUCAAACUCAAGUCCAUCCAAGUUAUCACAAGAAUGACACAAUUGCUAACUCCACAGGGAAAAUUUCAUCAAAUGAAGAGGGAAAAAGAGAAUCUAAAGCUGAGGGACCAGAUAUUAGAAGGAUGGGAAAACAUCAUUCAUCUGACAUGGCUGGUGGAGGUGUAAUCAUAGGUGGUCUAGUUACUGCAACUUUUGCUGUUGUCUUUUGCUACCUUCGUGUUACAAGGAAAAAGGAUGAUGGUGGUGGUGGUGUUCACUGAAAUGCUCUGUUUCAAUUCUUUGCUCUUUUUGAUGUAUACAUUUUAGGAUUAGUUUAGGGACUAGGAAGAAAAUUGUGAUUUGAAACAAAUGCUAUGUUUGAAGGACUUUGGGUUUAUGGUGCGGUCGACAACAUAACGUUAUAUUAAAAUAUAUUUUUAAUUUAACGAUUUGCAGUCGAUUGCACCAUAAAACAAGUCACUGAUGAUAUAUUCGAGGAUUGAAAUAUGAUGUUCAUAUAUUGUAUUGCAGAUACCAUUUGGUAUUGUUUACAUUAUACUACUAUGUAGGGAAUAUAUGAAAUUCAUUUUAAGAUUUUUGUU
Messenger RNA from Trifolium pratense (red clover), 784 nucleotides. RefSeq lists its product as uncharacterized. Bases 98 to 463 code for a protein of 121 amino acids. The record is from RefSeq and is a predicted model, not a curated record. The transcript has a single exon. Lineage: Eukaryota; Viridiplantae; Streptophyta; Magnoliopsida; Fabales; Fabaceae.